Messenger RNA from Scutellospora calospora, 797 nucleotides. Lineage: Eukaryota; Fungi; Glomeromycota; Glomeromycetes; Diversisporales; Gigasporaceae. The record is from the annotation of a GenBank genome assembly.
AUGACAAUUCGAAAAAAGACACCACCACAAAUUCCUGGCUUUGAGCAUUUACACUCUGAUAUCGUAUUAAUUCCGGGAUACCGUGGUUCAAAAUUAUACAAUCCGAAAACCAAAACUACAAGUUGGCUAAAUUUACAAAUUCCUUUUUCAUCUCAUAGCAAAGGAAAUCUUGAUCUCCCAUUACAUAUCACUAAACAUGAACCGGAUCAAUUGAUUCCUCACGGAAUAUUUCAAAAGAUCGCAUUUUAUAAAUUUUACGAUUCUUUAAUACAACACAUGGAUGCCUUGUCUUCUCAAAAAAAUUCAUCAACACCCUUUAGAUUUCAUAAAUUUAGUUAUGAUUGGAGACGUAGUAAUCAAGCAACUUCAGAUAUAUUUCUAGAAUAUCUAAAACAAAUCUAUUCAACAAAUGGAGAAAAACCCAUUUAUAUAUUUGCUCAUUCAAAUGGUGGUUUAAUCGCCUUAUCAGUAUUACACCGUGCACCACACUUAAUUGCAGGAGUAAUAUUUGCCGGAACACCGUUUGGUGGCGCUCCCGGUAUAUUCCACGAACUUAAAUUCGGAAGUCCAGUGCUGUUUAAUAAAAGACUACAGGAUCCAACGACUAUAUUUACUUUUAGAACAGCAUUUCAGUUGUUACCUAUAAAAUAUAACGCUUUUAAAAAUCCAUUGACUGGUAAAGAUUUUUAUGUGGAUUAUUUUAAUUCGAAGGAAUGGUUGAAUAGUGAAUGGAGUGAUGUCAUAUUCGAAGAUACACCUCGAAAUUUGGAAAUCGGAACAAAAGAAGAAAGAAUUGC